UCCGUUGCCGGGAAUCGAACCCGGGUCUCCUGGGUGAAAGCCAGAUAUCCUAACCGCUGGACGACAACGGAAGAUUGUUAAACCGAAUGAUUCAAUUAUAAUUAAAUUAGAUUAGUUACGGAAAGCGUCUACCUAUAUCCGAUGUGCCUCAACUACAUUUUAUAAACUCUCUUUGUUGUUCGAAGAAGUAGAGGGUGAUUUCUCCCCUGGGUUCUGCUACUGUGCGUCGCACCGUUUUCAUCUCUUUUCUCUCCGAUGUAAUUUCCGGACACUCAUUGGAAUAUGACCACGUACGGAACCAUACCGGCGGGAACGCCGGUAUCCCCAAGCCUAGGGUACAUUUCCUUCGCCAGGGAACGGAUCAGAUCAAGCCUUGGCACACGCCGGCCAUGGAAGGAGAUGGUCCAACUCCGGUCACUCUCCAUUCCGGCCAACGCUGCCGAAGCAUUCCAGAGAAUCAAAACCAACGCUGCCUACUUUCGGAUGAACUACGUCAUCGUCAUUCUCUUCAUCCUCUUCCUCAGCUUGCUCUGGCACCCAAUCUCCCUCAUCGUCUUCGUCGUCACAAUGGCCGCCUGGCUCUUCCUUUACUUCCUCCGCGACGGACCCGUCGUGAUCCUCGGGCGCUCGAUCGACGAUCGCGUGGUGAUGGUUAUUCUGGCAGUGGUCACCAUCGUUCUGCUGUUUUUGACGGAUGUGACGAUUAACAUUCUGGUGUCGCUGUUGAUUGGAGUGGUGGUGGUUUUGACGCACAGUGUCGUGAGGAUGACUGAGGAUUUGUUCGUGGAUGGAGAAGAUGGUGCGAGAUUGCGAUUGAGAGAUGCUGCUAGUUCUUCGUUUUCUACAACGUAGCAGUGUGAUGCGGUCGUUUCAGUUAAGGAUUUUUGUAAUUUUUAUUUUAUUUUCAUAAAUUGGUAUUUAUUGAUUCUUUAUUGAAUGCAGACUUUCCUUUUCCUUUCUUAUCUCUGGUUGUUGUUUGAUUAAAAAGAAAACGAAUUCAUCACUGGAGAAUUUCUAUUGUUAAGGGCCUGAAAAAAUUUAGGCUUUUAAAUCAAACUGCCAUGAAUGUCUAAAUUAAAUUAUCCAUUAAAGUCUCCUUUUUUUUUUACCUGGAAAUAAAACAACAGGAAAUGAAAGUGGAUUAAUGCGAAGUCCACUGAAUUGCUUGUCUGAGAAGACAUGAUGCGUAAUGCACAAUUGUGCUUUUGAAUCUAUGCUACAUUACACCUUAUAUUUCUUAGGGCAUCUCAUUCCUGCAUGUGAGUUCUUUCAUUAGUAGUAAGAAAACACAAUUAGAAUUUGCCUUUUUUGCAGCUACGAUUCCCCGUCAAUCCUUCUCCUUUUCAUUCCAAUAUCUUGUGGAUUUUUAUUUUUCAUUUUUCUGAAUUUUAUAUCAGAAACAGGGUUUUUCAUUACGAGAUGAAUCAAGAAGUACACAAAAGAAUAGAAGAGAAAAAGUAAAUACAAACAAAAACAGAACAAUACAAACUGAGAGGUAUAAAAUCCCCAAUAUAAGCCUCUGAACCACAAAGGAAUCAACUCAGCUACAUGGGUGGACGAGUGUAUGCUUCUUUCUUAAUGAAGGAAUCUGGGAAUGUCAUUUGUUUUAUGUUAAACUGAUGAGCUAAAACUUUAUUGAACUUUUAAAUCUCCUUGGUGUUAACACAUGCUUUUUUCUUGAUGCUUUGGCAAAAAAAACAAGUCAUCCCAAAACAUAGAAACAGGGGAGGGGAUUAUACCAAUAAGAUGAGAAAUUUGUUUGGUCUUCCCUACUGGGUUUCAACCUGUGUUACACCACUCUUGUAUUUUGGAUAUUGGUGGUUCACCAUCAUCAACAUUGCAACAAUGAGUGUCACCAAUAUGGUUUUUGAACCACCAUGUUGGUGUUGAGAUUUUACAUAUAAAUGCUACCCAAUGAAGAUUCACAUUGGAUUACCCAUGGGUAUCUGAACUUUCAUGAGGGUUAGGAAAACGUCUUGGGCCUUUUUUUGAGACAUAAUGAUACAGAAUGUGAUGGUAGAAUGAAAUGCUGAAACUUUGAGCAACAUGGGUGAUAGCUCCAUUCCCCUGUCAAUGGCAUGAGGGUAGGGCAAAGGGACUAGUAAACCUUUAAGAUAUCUGAGUUUAGUAUAGCUGAUAUAGGCUUGCAAUGCAAUCCAUGAGUCUGGUCUUCAAAAUGUGCUUUACCUAGUUUCUCAUGGUAUAUAUGGCAUUACGCAGCAAAAUGAAAAAGCCACCCAAAAUUAAGAAUUGGCUCGAGGGCCAUCUAGGCAGUGAUCUUAGGAUUGUUUAACCAUGGGCAAUGGUUUCUAAGCCACAUUAAAUUUGUAUAUUAAUGGUGAUUACACUUAGAAAUAAGAUUUUGGUAGUCAAUUUUCCUUUGUGCUAUAAAAAAUCUACAAACCUGCAGUUCCUAUACACCUUGUCCUUCAUCUCAGCUGUAGUGUUCCCUGAGUAGGAGAUUUCAGAAUGACCCCAUCAACUGCAGGUUCAUAGGACUCCUGUCUUGGUGAAAGAACUAAAUGUCAUUAUGCCCUUGAUUCAUAACAUGAAAACUUUUUGACUUAGUGAUGUCAUUCUAGGUCCUUGACAAAGCCAACAUGCCCCAACACUUUACUCCUAAAGUAGACAUUAAAAGAAGAACUAAAAUGAUAUAGACCUCCAAUACAACCCAUGUAAAGAAUAAUGAACUUUAAAACUUUCGAUCUUGUCCCUCAAUUGACUGAACCAAAAGUGCCUUUUUAUGAAGUUCGAAUAUGGGAAUCUACCUCUGCUUGCUCCACACCACCCACCAAUCAUAAUGCAACUAUGCCUUGAUCACUACAUUUCAGCACCAAUCAUAAUGGAGCCAUCACAUUUCAGCAUGACCCAUGAUAUCAAAAUCAACACGCUGUGUUAGCACAAUAUGUUAGCACAAUCAUAUUCCUUUUGGCAUUUCUCUAUUAACAAGAAGAAACCCAAUUAAGAAAGGUGAGCAGGCGCCAUCACUUUUCAUCACCUAACAUGCAAUAGUGAAUACACGCAAUCAACUGUGUGAAGAAAAUUAUUCAAAUUGGAGGGAUAAACAUAUCAUCCUCCAUUCAUUCAUCUGAUUCAAUUCUUUUUGCAAAUGACUGUAAAUACAUUACUCACAUCACGAUCUAAGGCUUCUUAGAAGCUGAACUGCAGUAGAAGACACGAAACUCACAUUUGGGUGAAAUCAAAUUCAACAGUAACCGAGCAGUCUGCUCUUGUUUAACCUGUGCUUCUUCCUUCUCCACCAACACUGCACCCACAAUCUCCUCAUACCCAUCUCCCCCACCUGCAAUAUACGCGACCAAGGCCGCCUGAACCGGCCCCAGACUCGGGUUAUAAGCGGCAGACUCCAUGUAAGAGCCUCUGUAGACCCUGCCCUCAGAGUCUAUGAGUGCCACCCCAGAUGGGCACCCACUGUAUGGAGCAUGAGACUUGUUUGCAGCCUCAAGCGCCUCAUAUUUCAAUGAGUCUUGAUCACAGGCGCAAACCCCAUUGCAGCCUGUGUUGACCAACUGAGAACCGAUUGCAUUUACAAGUGAUAAUCCGUUGUUCUGUGGCUCUAACAGCAACGGCGUAUCCUUGUCCAGGAGGUCAUCGGGACCGAACCUAUUAGGGAGAAACUCCGAUAAAGGACGAAAUUCUUGAUCUGAGGAGGAGGUGAUGAGGACUUUGAUAUCUGGGGCGUCGCGAAUUUCCUGGAAGAAUUGGCGGCAAUGGCCGCAGGGGGCGGCGGAGACGGCCAGGCAGCGGAGAUGGGUCUCGGCCUUGAGGGAGAGGUUGGUGAUGAGGAACUGCUCGGCGUGGACGGAGUGGUUGAGGGGGAGGCCAGGGAAUUCGAGGUUGACGCCGAGGAAGAUCCGGCCGCUGGAUCCCAGCCCGACGGCGCCGACGUGGUACUUGGAUAUGGGUGGACGAGCCAGCUUCUGGGCUGAAUUCACCAGAGACGGCAAGAGUUGCAUCACCGUCAGCCCUGCCUUCUCCGCCUUCGAUUCCGCCUCCGAUGCUUCGAUCACGAAUCUGGACCGUUCCAUUUGUAGAAUAUUGCUUGAUCUCGAUGAAAGAUCGAGAGACGAUUAGAUAAAGAAUCUCACAACCUUCAAAAGAGAGAGAGAGAGAGAGAGAGAGAGCGAGAGCGAGAGAGA
This is a messenger RNA of Vitis vinifera (wine grape), 4157 nucleotides long. Its product is annotated as PRA1 family protein F3. The transcript has a single exon. The record is from RefSeq and is a predicted model, not a curated record. Bases 283 to 852 code for a protein of 189 amino acids. Gene Ontology annotation, cellular component: endoplasmic reticulum; Golgi apparatus. Lineage: Eukaryota; Viridiplantae; Streptophyta; Magnoliopsida; Vitales; Vitaceae. Gene Ontology annotation, biological process: vesicle-mediated transport.